Panicum virgatum (switchgrass) is the source of this 626-nucleotide messenger RNA. RefSeq lists its product as uncharacterized. The transcript has a single exon. The record is from RefSeq and is a predicted model, not a curated record. Lineage: Eukaryota; Viridiplantae; Streptophyta; Magnoliopsida; Poales; Poaceae. Bases 119 to 421 code for a protein of 100 amino acids.
GGAGCACCACAUCCUUCAGAACGGUAGCACGCGGUAGGCAGUGCACACCCUUCAGAGUUCAGGCAAAGCGACAAGACGGGGACGGAGCACCACACCAUCGCCGGCUCGGAUCGGCGUGAUGGAGGCCGGAACCGGCAGCCUGACGGCCCGCGGCAAGGGGAAGGCGCCCGGGCCGCCGCGGCCGCCGCCGAGUCGCGACGAGGCGAACGGCGGCGGGCACCGCCGUGGGUGGCAGAGGAGGAGGAGCAUCUGGCCGCGUGGCCGCGCCGUGCUCGUCGCUCUUGUCGCGAUGAUCGCCGCCGCCGCGUACCUUCUCUUCGCUGACGCCCUCCCCGUGGCGCCCCCUUCGGCCGAGUGGCUGCUCGCGGCCUAUGUUGUUUGGAUCAUCGGGCUGAACAUGCUGGUUUGGCUGAUGAACUGACGACGGGCGCGCCGGCGUUAGCGGCGGCGCAUGGUCUCUGGCGCGGCGCCGCAUGGAAGGGUCCGGCCUUCCUGGUACGUAUAGCUACUAGCUAGUAGUACCUGCGCUAGAUUUUUUUUUUACUCUUUCUUCUUAAUUUGCUUCUCCGGCCGGUGUAACAUAAGUGUAUAUUCCCUGUCUAUGCACACAUCGAUUGAGCUUAUUA